AUGGACGCAUUCGACUUUUCCUCUGCUCCGGCCGAAUACCUGGCCAAGAAACGUAUCUUCGACAUGCUGGUCAUUCUCACCGGAAUGAGCUGGGUGAUCAACUACAUCCUUACGGCCCGGAAGAUCUUCAGGGAUAGGGCCUGCGGAAUGCCACUUGUCUGCCUCUGCUGCAAUAUCGCCUGGGAGAUGAUGGUCGUCCUGAUCCACCGGCCCCCAUACUUCCUCAUGGACGUCUUUUUUGCCUUGUGGCUGUCAAUCAAUAUGGUCAUUUUGUACGGCUCGGUCAAAUUUUCCAUGAAAGCGCAGCUUCCGUCACCGCUGAUGCACAAGCAUCUCCCGCUGAUCAUCGUCUUGACUAUUAUGGGCUUUCUGUCGGGCUAUCUCGUGCUCGCGCAAAUGUUUGACCCUACCAAGGGGGUCUGGUGGGGAGGAAUGUUUUCCCUGCUGCUUAUGAGCGCUAGUUGCUUGGGUCAACUUGUGCACCGGGGUAGCACGCAUGGGGCGUCAUGGGCGAUGUGGAUCUCCCGCGUUAUCGGCUCCUAUUCGGCAGUCACAGGGGUGUUUUUGAAGGCAUGGAUCUGGCCGCAGAUGUGGGGGUGGUCGGACAAUGCACUGACGAGGUGGUUUGUGGGCACCUCGUUGCUCGUCGAUGUGAUAUAUGGCUUUAUCUUCUGGUAUAUUCGGCAGACCGAAAAAGGUGCCGAAGUAAAGAAGGCAGUCAUAAUCGUGGGCGGAUCGAUUGCUGGCCUUACCCUCGCUCACUGCUUCAGCAAAGCAGGCAUCGACUAUAUCGUGCUCGAAAAGCGCAAGCAAAUCGCGCCGCAGGAGGGCGCGUCUAUCGGCAUUCUUCCUCAUGGAGGUCAGAUUUUGCAGCAGUUGGGGUUAUUCUAUUUGAUCGAGGAGCAGAUUGAACCAUUGCACACGGCGCAUCAGUGCUUUCCGGAUGGAUUCGCGCACACCACUAAGGCCCCACGGGUCAUCCAUGAGCGAUUUGGCCUACCUCUCGCCUUUCUAGAGCGGAGACGAAUGCUCAGAGUGCUUUAUGACACACUUCCGGAUGCAUCCCGAAUUCUGGUGGGAAAGGCUGUCAUCUCUGUAGAGCGGGAGGAUUCGGAUCUGAUGAGGGUUACAACCCAGGAUGGAAAUAUAUAUCAUGGCAGUCUGGUUGUCGGUGCUGAUGGUGUUCACAGUCGAGUGCGCGCUGAAAUGUGGCGACUGGCCAAUUCGAAAAGUCCAGGUGCAUUCCCUGAGCAUGAAAUGAGUUCUAUGACAGUCGAGUUUGCCUGCGUUUUCGGAAUCUCGUCUUCUGUCCCCAAGCUGAAAGCAGGCGAGCAAGUGGGCAGCUUGAACAAUGGCAGGUCGUACCUCAUAUUUCCCGGGAAGAAUGGCAGAGUCUUUUGGUUCCUCCUGCUGAAGCUCGACCGAAAAUACUCGUACUCCAAUGCUCCACGUUUCUCCUCCACAGACGCCGAGAAGAUGUGUGAGCGAUAUGCCGACGACCAUAUCUGGGACGGAGUGUGUUUUCGAGACCUAUGGAGGAACAGACAGGUGUUCUCCAUGACGAAUCUCGAGGAAAAUGUGUUUCAAAAAUGGCAUUGGGAACGAAUCGUCUGCAUUGGGGACAGCAUGCACAAAAUGGCUCCAAAUACGGGCCAAGGGGCCAACUGCGCCAUUGAGGACGCUGCUGCCCUUGUGAACUGCCUUUACCGGGCUCUUCGAGCAACACCUGGUGGUACUACCUUAUCACCGGCAGAAAUAGAUGGUCUCCUGGAAAAAUUCAAUCGAACCCGACUUCGCCGUGUACUUGAAAUCUACCAAACAGCCAGAAUGGUUGUUAGAUUGCAUUCAAGGCAGAACCUCUUCCUCAAGGUGCUCGGACGCUACUACCUGCCCUACUCCGGCGAUUUCCCGGCUGAUACGGCAUCAAAGGCAAUAGCUGGAGCCGAGCACUUGGACUUUUUGCCGCUUCCUGCCCGCUCGGGAACUGGAUGGCAUCGGUUCAAGCCAGGCCAGAGGGGAACUGCAUUGAUAGCGUGUUUAUACUCGGCUUUGGCUCUUGCCCUGUGUGUCCUUGCUUGGAUUGGGAAUGAUUUUGUGCGAAAUAGGUUUGUGUUUGCUUAG
Molecule: messenger RNA, 2121 nt
Organism: Aspergillus thermomutatus
Lineage: Eukaryota; Fungi; Ascomycota; Eurotiomycetes; Eurotiales; Aspergillaceae
Product: FAD-dependent monooxygenase spyC
Exons: 6
Coding region: 1-2121 (706 amino acids)
Molecular function (GO): FAD binding
Source: RefSeq, a predicted model, not a curated record